AUGGAUCCCUCUGCCGUGGGCCACGCGGGCCCCCUUUGCUUGGAGAACCCCUUGCUUCAUGCCUCCUCUCCUGUUUCCUUCACUCUCCAAAGUCUGGAGGAAUCCCGGGCCCGUCUCUUGCAGCCCAUCGCUCCUUCUGCGGCAUGGCUCGCUUCCCUGAAACCGCCAAAUGCCCAAAGCCAGGCCUUGUCUGCUCUGAGCUUCUCGGAUUGCAGGGGGCCCAGCUGGGUCCCUGAGCAGACGGUUCUGGGUGCGGCCGAUGCCAUCGGUUCUACACGUGAAGAUGGCCUCUGGCAAGCAGAUCGUGUCCAGAUAGAAACUUCAGAGGAUGGUGACAUUACUGAGAAGACGGUGAUUCCAGGAACUGUCUCGAAGCAAAGCAAAUCCAUGGCUUCACUUCCUGCAGCUGAUGCCAAGACAUCUCUGUUGUAUACUACUUCCUUUAAACUGAAUCCUCUCUGGUUGGAGAAUCUGUUCCUGAAGGAAACCAUCCCUGCUUCUCUCACUCUUCAGGGGCUGGAGGAGUCCAGAGCUCGCUUGCUGUGCCCUGUUGCAUCCUUUGCCCCACAGUGGUCCUUGGUGAAACUUUCAGAUACACAAUUCCAGCUGGGACCACUGAAUACCUGUGGCACCCUGGUUUCUGAGGGCAGUGGUACCCGGAAUGAGGCUGUCAUACCCCACUGUGCACUGGAGCAGUUGCAACUCACACUUACUACUCUGCACCAUGGGGCUCCUAACCUGGGCAAUGCUAAUUUCACUUUGACUUUGGCUAAAAGUUUGUGCAUUUUCUCAUCUUUGCAGGUGGAGGGAGACGGGGACAAGAUAGACUCAGCUGGCAGGAUGCCUGAGUACACCCUAACAAUUCCCGAGGAUGUGAUGAAGGAACAGCCAAAUGAGAGCGACUCCUCUGGCCACGAGAUGACAGUGGACAGCCAAGAGCAGGAUGUGAGAGUGCACAAGGUUGCUUUGUAUGCUCGCCAGGAGCUGAACAUCCGCAGCACAGCCAACUUUCUCCUGGUGUUGUCUUCCCGCCUCCUGGCCUGCCGCCCACAUCUGCGCCGCUAUUUCUGCCAUGCAGUGCAGCUGCCGUCCGACUGGAUGGAGGUGGCUCGGCUUCAUCAGAGUUUAGCUAAGACAGGAGAAGCUCUGGCACCUUUGCCUUCCUGCCUCCGCGCUGCAAUGACCGACAAGUAGCAGUUUGAUGCAUACCAAUUGGCCAAAUACAACACUCGGAAGAGCCGUGGGAAAAAAUCUCACCGGCCGAAGACCGAGAAGAAGGACCGAAACGAGUGGAAAACGCACCCGUUGGGUCGUGACAGGAACCUCGUGCACCGGCUGGAAGCUCUACAAGAAAUGUUUGACAAGCCCUUGAAAUUGGCGACGGCAGGCCCCGGCCAUCUUUUCUCUCUCAAGGCUUUGAUACAGCGCCUUCAUAUUUCUGAGCCGGCCCAGCAUGUCAUGAGUCUCCUGGGGCGCAGGUACCCCUCAGACCUGCACACCUUCUCCCGAAGUCGCCUUCCGGGGCCCUGGGACUCAACACUCGCUGGCACCCGCAUGAGACUUCCGAAACCGCACACUUGGGACCGGGAGCUGAGCCAACGGGGGAACAAUGCUAAAGCCUGGGAAGAAUUGAUUGAUGCUGGGAAUCUGCCUUUCAUGGCCAUGUUGCGUAACCUUCGCAACAUCCUGCGGGCCGGGGUGAGCGAAAGGCACCACCGACGCCUGCUGAAUCGUCUGGAGAACAAGGAUGCCGUGAUACGCAGCAGGCAGCUCCCGUUUCGAUUCCUUGCUGCCUACAAGGCCAUCGAGCAAUUGGAAAAAGAGCUUAAGUACAAAGAGGAGCCGUUCCCUUCCAACGGAGACUUCAUCAAAAAGAUCCUGAAGAAGUAUAAGCUACAGCUCUCGGGAUCGCUGAGGACUUCCUGGACCCGUCGGCAAUUACGCCGCUGCAUGGAAGUCCCGGUUAUGUUCCAGUUGGUGAAGAUUGAGAAGAAGAAACUUCUGAAGAUCAGAGAAGUGAAUUACAGCCAUGCCAUCCUGCAGCGGUACCGGCAGGCAUUGGAAACUGCCAUCAGCUUUGCUGUGCGGCACAACGUGCCCCCGAUCCCUGGCCGCACCCUCAUCCUGAUCUCUUGCGACUCACAAAUGGACGUUCCUUACAUGCGGGCCCGGGAUCUCUGCUGCCCCAGCGCUGAACGGAAAGGAUACAGCAACCCCCUGACGAAACUGGACAUGGCCUUUUUGCUGGGCUCCAUGGUGUACUCCGCCUGUGAGCAGGCCCAGGUCAUCCUCUGCGACCAGUCGUUUGUUAGGGGACCUGUCGCCAUGACUGGGGCUGUGCUAAAGGAUGUGCAUCACCUGCAAACUCAGAGGAAACAAGACGAGAGUGAACACAUUCGUGCCAGUGACGUCAUCAUGGACCUCAUUUCUCGACAACAGAAGGUGGACACCAUUCUGUUGCUGAGCGACACGCCCGAGGAGAGACCCCGUGGCUCGUGCCUCUGGCUGUAUCGCCAUCACGUGGCGCCCCGCUGCCUCUUCGUCAACGUCUGCAGCAGUGUCCCAUCGUCGAGGACUUUUGGUUCCACCACGGAAGUAGUGAUGAGUGGAUUCAAUGAGCAGGUCCUCCGGUUCAUGGCCGAAUGUGGCGGCUCCCGGUUCCUGGAGCACGUUGGGAAGGUUGACAAGAUCCACGGCCUCCCUGAGCCACGAGGGGCAGUGACGGCAAAACCAGAAGCAGGAGUCGAACCCUUGAUAUCGGCGCCCCGAAGCAGGUGGCGCUCCAUCAAGGUCUUUGUCUCCUCCACCUUCCGGGACAUGCACGGCGAACGCGACCUGCUCGUCCGCUCCGUCUUCCCUGAAUUGCGAGCACGGGCGGCCCCAUUCUGCCUGGCGAUAGAGGACGUUGACCUGCGUUGGGGGAUCACCGAACAUGAGGUCCAGAGAAACAAGCAGCUGGAACUCUGCUUGUCCGAAGUCGCGCGAAGUCACCUGUUCAUCGGGCUCCUCGGUGAGCGGUACGGCCACGUCCCUAGGGAGUAUUCGUUACCGGAUGAACCCCAGUACGAGUGGGUCAAGUCAUACCCGGCAGGACGCUCCAUCACAGAGCUGGAGGCUGUUCAGUUCCUGAAUGGUUGCAAAGACCCUUCAGUCAGGCCCAGGGCCUUCUUCUAUCUCCGAGAACCAGACUUCCUUGGUUCCGUACCUGAAGCGAGGAGGGCAGAUUUCGCAGCUGAGUCAGAGGAGGCGAAGGACCGGAUGGCGGAUCUGAAGGAGCGUCUUGAAAAUCACGAGGGGCUGGCUUCUCUUGGCAGGUAUACAUGCCAAUGGGGCGGAGUAGCCCGAGGCCGGCCGUAUGUCAAAGGUCUCGAGGAAUUUGGAGCCAGAGUUUUGCGGGAUAUGUGGGAAAGUCUCUCUCACCACUUUAUACAGGGAGACGGCUCCAUGCCUGACGGUGAGUUGGAGGAGCCGGAAGAAAGCAUCUUGCAGGAAUCUUUCCAGGAGCUGCAGCAGAAGAGAUUCUGUGCCCGGGCAAAGCUUCUCCAUGCAACAGCUGCCCAGUUGCGCGGAGGCGGACUCUGCGUCGUGAGUGGAGAAUGUGGUCAAGGGAAGACCGUCUUCUUGGCAGCCCUGGCCCAGGAGCUCAGAGCGAAGGCCCCACGCCACGGAGAUCCCGCUCCCUCAUACCACGUCGUGGCUCACUUCACGAGGGCCCGGCCCGAUCAGGCCAAUGCCCAGGUCGCGUUGAGGCAGCUUUGUGCCCUGUUGAGGAAGCUGGUGAAGGAGCCCCCCACCCCGCCCACAAGCUACAGGGGGCUGGUGGGCCAGUUCAACUCCCUCCUCCAUUCCGUGGCCCAGUCGCUGAAGCGUCGGCAGUCUCUGGUGGUGCUGGUUGACGGCGCUGACCUCAUCCAUGCGGCCGGUGGGCAGCUGGUCUCCGACUGGCUGCCUGAAAAGCUGCCCCAGCGUGUCAGCCUCAUCCUCAGCGUCUCUGAGGAAUCGCCACUCCUCAGAUCUCUCAAGCGACGGAAGGACAUCACUGUCAUCUCUCUGGGGCCUCUGGACCCCCCCGACAGGGUUGCCAUGGUCCGCGAGGACCUGGCACUGUACGGCAAAAAGUUGGAAGAGUCCGCCUUCAACAACCAGAUGCGCCUCGUGCUUCUCAAGCGUGGCUCCCGGCAACCUUUGUACCUGAUGCUGCUGACCCAGGACCUGCGGCUCUUUGCCCUAUAUGAAAAGCUCUCGGAGAGGAUCCAGAAACUGCCCGUCUCUCUUCCGUUGCUGCUGCAGCACCUACUGGGGUGCCUCGAGCAAGAUCAUGGGCUGGAGCUGGUCGCAGUAGCCCUUGUAUCUCUCUGGGCCAGUAGAGGUGGACUAACCGAGCGAGAUCUUUAUGGCAUCCUGGCUACGUGGAAAGAACUGGACGGGACUGACAUGGACCUGGAAGAAGCCAUUCUAGCUGGGAGAUGUGCCGGAGGCUACCCCAUGGCUUCCUUCUUCGACUUCCUCCGGAGCCUGCGGGGCCUCCUGAGGGCAUGUGGUUCUCCGGCAGAAACGCCGGGCUCCCGGCUCCACCUCUACGGCACCUCUUUGAAGGCGGCUGUGGAAAAGCGAUACCUGAAAAAGCCGGGCUUGGACUGCACUGCUCACAAGCUUUUGGCAGCCCACUGGUGGAAACUCUCAGACCCAGAUGGUUCCAUGAACUUCCAGAACUGUGAGGCAGAAUCCUUGACGUCACUUCCCUAUCACCUGGUCCAAAGUGGCUCUCUCGAUGCUUUGGCUUCUCUCCUGACUGACCUGAGAGUUGUGAGUGCUCAUGUCCGGCUGCGUCUCCUCCCCUCCCUCUCAGAAGCCUAUGCGCUCUAUGAGGCUGCCGCUGGCCCGGAUGAGACCGUGGACUCUUUCCGCGACUUCUUGCAACGGAAUAGGGGCCUCCUUUCCCAGAACCCUUUGCUGCUCCUGCAACAGGCAGCCAACGAGCCAGACUCCUUGGCUCUCUGUUCCCAAGCCCAGGCUGAGCUCUGGGGGAACGGAAGACAUUUCCUGAAAUGGAGUAACAAACCCCAGGAGCCCCAAGAGAACAGGAGCCUGGUCCUGCCUCUGCCGACCACUCCGUCCAGCGUCUCUGUUUCCCCCUCUGGAAGGCUGGGUGCUGUGGGGACUGCUGAGGGAACCCUCCACCUCUUGGAUAUGGAGACCGGGCAGGAACUGAAGUCUUUGCUGAGUGCUUGUGAUGGAAUCUCGGCCUGCGUGUUCCUGUCAGAGACGUCCGUCUGUCUGGGAUCCUUCAACGGACGCUUGGAGCUUUGGAGUGUCAGGGAAGGAUGCAGGCUCAUGGGCACGGAUGCUCACAAGGCCCAGAUUACAGAUUGCUGCGUCAAUUCUGACCUCAGGCUUUUGGCUACCGUCUCAUUGGAUGGCUGCAUCAAGCUCUGGGAGUCUGCCCGUGGUCAUUUGACCCGUGAACGAGACUGUUCACUUCCCUUGAACUGUGCGAUCUUUCACCCCGUGGGUCAGCUGGUGGCCGCAGGCGGGUGGGACGGAACUGUCACCGUUCUGGACGUGAAUGACAUGAGCGUGGUGUCGGAGAUGAAAGGCCAUGACGCCUCCAUUUGUUGCAUUUCCUUCUCUUCUGCUGGCAACGUUUUGGCAGCCGGGUCUCUGGCUGGAACUGUCCGUCUCUGGUCGUGGAGGGAGGCCGUGGCUUUGUGCGCCUUCCCGGCUCACUCUGGCCGUGUCGCCGCUGCUCAGUUACUCCCUGGGGGGAAGCUUAUCACAGCUGGUGAAGACGCCAAGGUGCAGCUUUGGACAGGCCACCUGGGACAGUUCUGGAGCACCUUACAGUCCUCGGCCCUUUCCGCUGCUCUGUGCACGGCGCCUAGUCCUGACGGUAGCCGGCUUGCUGUCGGGCACCACUCCGACGACAUCUGGGUCUACGAGCAACUGUGGCGAUCUAGUGUUGGCCCGACAAGGUGCAGAGUGGACGGGGUGGCCGUCUGCAGCCUUGCUUGGUUGGACAACUGCUUUCUGGUCGGGGGCCUCAACGACGGCUCCUUCUGUGUCUUGCACUCUUCGGGCCUUCCUCCCUUACUCCUUCGUAAGCUUCAGGGUCACGACGGAGCCGUGACGGGCCUGGCGGUCUCCAAGGACUUGAUGGCGUCGACUUCAGAGGAUUUCACCGUCCGACUGUGGCGCACAGAGACCCUGAGACCCGGCCCCGCUGCGGACUCCAGCAUUUCCCCACUCAUUACUCUGCAGGGCCACACUGCUGGAGUUACCUGUUGUGCUUUCAGCCUUGAUGGUGGCUACCUUGCCACCGGAGGCAAAGACCGGGCCUUGUUUCUCUGGGACGUAAGGGACCCCUCCCAGAAGACCCCCUCCCUCUGGCGCUCCCUGCCUUUCAGCCACCAAGACUGGAUCUCCACCUGUGCUUGGGCAGGUCCCAUGUUGCUCUCCGGGUCCAAUGACUGCACCGUUUGCCUCUGGGAUCCCCAAACGGGCAAACGCCUCCGGGUGUUCCUGGGUCACCAAAGCCCCAUCUGCGGGGUCACAAGUGAGAGUGACCACGUGAUCUCCGUGGACAGGGAGGGGAUGCUGGUGGCGUGGGACCUUCAGGGAGUGGAGAAAACUCGGUUUCUGGCUCAUCUGGGUCGGGCGAACCACUGUGCUGGCUUCGAGGAUCAAAGGGGAAAAGCAUUUAUGUUGGCUGCAGCUGGUUCUGAUGGGACGGUGAACCUUUGGAAGCCCCUGAUGAUGGAGCAACCCCACAUCCUUUCUGGACACUCCGCUGCCGUUCGUGGUGCUGCGGUUUCUCCAGCAUCUUCCUCUUUCCUGACAAUAGCUGAAGACAAAACAGUCCGGCUGUGGGCCCUUCGCGGGAAGGACGGUGGCAUCCAAGGUCUCCCACAGCACUGUGGGGUCGUCACGUCUCUGGCCUGGUCCCCAGAGGGGGAGUUUGCCGUGUCCGGUGGGGAACGUGGAGAUCUGACCCUGUGGCGGGAAGGGAAGGCCGUGGCGACCGUAAAGGUCGGCUCUCGCUGCAUCAGCGCCUUGGCCUUUUCCUUCCCCCACACAGUCCUCGUAGCUUCUGAGGACAUCAGCCUCUGGGACGUUGACACCAGUGGAUGUCACGAUGGGACAGGCAGUCUGAGACAUAGGAAGGUUCUGAGGCCGGCAGCAAAAGCUUCGGUUCUCUGCGCACGGAUGACCAAGCCUGGCGGAUCUGUAGUUCUGGGUCUGACCGACGGAGACUUGUUGAUGCUUGAGCCCAAGGCCGAGGAUUUCUGGACCCCACCUACUUCACAGGGUUCGUGGAAUGAGGGUGACCAAGUACCCUUUGACAUCUCGGCAUCCGAGGAGGGCAUCCUUCACAUCUGGGACUCUAUGAAUGCCCCUCGCUUGUUCAAGAUGAGGAUGACCCAGUCGGGGAAGCUGGAGGAUGAAAAGGAGCCGGACGUCAUACCUUGGGAAACAAAAGGGCCAUCGAGCUGGGUCACCGUGGCUCGGCUAGUCAAGGAUCAGACCUUGUUCUACGCUGACUCCAAAGGAGCUCUGUGGACUCAGACCCGGCGGCAGCAGGAAGGGGUGGAGAAUCCAGGCCAGCAGUGGGAGCUUGAGAGGUGGCAGAGGAGGAAGAUCCACAAUGACAAAAUCACAGCUCUCCACAUUCUCGGAGACAAGAUUGUAACGGCGUCCCACGACCAGGAUGUGAAAAUCUGGGACAGCAGCACAAUGAAGCUGCUGGGUCAGUUCCGAUGCCGCGCCCCCGUCUCCUGCCUCGAACCUGGCCCCCAGGCAGACCCUUUGCCUCUCCUCAUGGCGGGCGACACCCUGGGCAACAUCUACUUCCUGGAGUGGAGCAGCCUCGGUGCUUGA
Molecule: messenger RNA, 7875 nt
Organism: Euleptes europaea (tarantolino)
Lineage: Eukaryota; Metazoa; Chordata; Lepidosauria; Squamata; Sphaerodactylidae
Gene: TEP1
Product: telomerase associated protein 1
Biological process (GO): telomere maintenance via recombination
Cellular component (GO): telomerase holoenzyme complex
Molecular function (GO): telomerase activity; telomerase RNA binding; protein binding
Source: RefSeq, a predicted model, not a curated record